Molecule: messenger RNA, 4446 nt
Organism: Aureobasidium subglaciale EXF-2481
Lineage: Eukaryota; Fungi; Ascomycota; Dothideomycetes; Dothideales; Saccotheciaceae
Exons: 2
Coding region: 1-4446 (1481 amino acids)
Biological process (GO): protein targeting to vacuole; Golgi to vacuole transport; Golgi to endosome transport
Cellular component (GO): membrane; Golgi apparatus
Molecular function (GO): protein binding
Source: RefSeq, a predicted model, not a curated record
AUGAGGACGAGGUUAGCGACAUGGACGAGGCUACUGUGCCUGGCCCUGUCCAUAACAGCAGUCACUGCCAAGAAGGACGCGCCGAGUAUCGAGCCCACACGCUUCAAGUCGCUGCCUGCCAACAUCUUCUAUUUCGACGAUAGCGACACUAUGCUAGUCACGGAUGUGAAGCCUGGAAUUGUAUAUCGCUCCACCGACGCUGGCGUAGAAUGGAAAGCGAUCAAGGAGAUUGGCGAAGGACAGAUUGAUACAGUCUAUGCUCACCCUUUCGACCCCGAGGCAGCCAUUGCCAUUGGACAGGACAAGACACACUGGAUCACCAGAGAUAGAGGAGACUCCUGGACCGAGUUCAAAACCAAGUAUGAGGUUGCUCGUGGACGUGCUUUGAGUUUCCACGCAGAUGACCCGGACCGCAUCAUCAUCAGCACUGUAGAUUGCCAUGGUUCCAUCUGGGGCGACUGCACUCCCAAGGCAUACUACACCCUCAACGGCUUCAAGGACAUCGAACUAUUGCAUGACAAGGCCGUAACAUGUCUCUGGGCAAGAUCCACCGACCUCUUCACCACCGGCGACAACAAGCUGGACAAAGAUCAGGUCCUCUGUGCUGUGGAAGGCAAAUACUCGACAUGGCAAAAGGACAACCGACUCCUGAUUUCUAACGACUUCUUCGACGAGUCAGAGGUCGAACCCACCAUGUACGAGGGUCGCACUGUCCCCGGUGUUGUCAAUGUCGCUGCUGUAAAAGGCUACAUCGCUGUUGCUGCAAAAUCUGAAGGGACAUCCGAGUUGGCCAUGUACAUCACCGACGAUGCGCAGACAUGGCAUCGCGCCGAAUUCGGCACCCACAAACUCGAAGAGAAUGCCUACACCUUGCUCGAAUCCACAAACUACAGCAUCCAGGUCGAUCUCAUGGCUUCUGACAUGUCCGCUCCCAUGGGCGCCUUGUUCACUAGUAACUCUAACGGUACUUACUUCACAAAGAACAUCGACCACACUAAUCGCAACAUCCAAGGCUACGUGGACUUUGAGAAGAUUCAAAACAUUCAAGGUAUUGUGCUCGUGAAUGUUGUCGAUAAUUGGGAAGAGAUGGAAAAGGAUUUCUCUGCUAUCAAAAAGGUCAAAUCAAAGAUCAGUUUCGAUGAUGGAAGAGAUUGGCACGAGCUGAAGGUCAACCAAGAGGAGCUACAUCUCCACUCGGUUACUGGUCAGCGUAAUAUCGGACGCGUCUUUAGCAGCCCUGCUCCCGGUAUCGUUAUGGGUGUUGGAAACACCGGCAAGUUCCUCAAGACUUUCGAAGAAGGCGACACUUUUGUCUCUGACGAUGCUGGUCUUACCUGGCGACUUGCCCUGGAGGGUCCUCAUCUUUAUGAGAUGGGCGAUCAAGGUGCUAUCCUUGUUGCGGUCGAAGAUACCGACACCAAGGAGAUCAAGUGGAGUAUCGACCACGGAAAAAAGUGGGAGACCUACAAGCUCGAUGACAAGGUCAGACCUAUCGUUCUCUUGACUGUGCCCGAUUCUACCAGCCUCAAGUUCAUUCUUGUGGCUUCUAGAGGCAGUGGCUCCAAGCUCGAGUAUUUCACGUACUCGCUCGACUUCAAUGAGCUACACGAAGACAAGUGCAAAGAGUCCGACUUCGAGAAGUGGGCUGCACGUGUUGACGGAGAUGGCAAGCCUAGCUGUAUCAUGGGCCACAAGCAAUUCUUCCGCCGCCGCAAGGCCGACGCCGACUGUUUCGUUGACAACGAAUUCAAGGACCCGCAGCCAGAGUAUGAGAACUGUAAGUGCACUGAUGCCGACUACGAAUGCGACUACAACUUCGAGAAAUCCGAAGAUGGCAAGACUUGUGUCCCUGCCGGACCUCUCAAAGCUCCCGCCGAUGCCUGCAAGGAGGGCGAUGACGAGUUCGAGGGUAGCUCUGGCUACCGUCUGAUUCCAGGCAACACUUGCGACAAGAAAGAUGGUGUUGUCAAAGACAAGCCUCUCAAGCGACCUUGCAAAGAAACCACCAAGCAGCCAGCAUCCGGAAAGAUUUCCACUGAGAUCAAGAAGUUCAAGGGCGCCAAGUUUGCCGAGUACUACUACCUCGAAAGAGCUGCUUCCGCUUCCGGCAACGAUGAGACAAUCAUCAUGCGAACUGACAGGCGAGAGGUGUUCAUCUCACACGAUGGUGGUAAGACUUGGGAUGCAGUACUUCCCGACGAGGAAAUUGUUUCAGUCUACCCUCAUCAGUACAAUCAGGAUACUGUUUACUUGAUCACACCCUCGAAGAAGGUGUUCUACUCGGAGAAUCGCGGAAAGAAUUUUCAUCAUUUCGAGGCGCCAGAAGAACCCAACCAGGACCGAGUCCAGAUUUUGACAUUCCACCCUACCCAGAAAGACUGGCUCAUCUGGACGGGAGGCAAGGAUUGCAAGGGCUUCGGCGAAGAUUGUCACUCGGUUGCUCACGUUACGAAGAAGGGUGGUGAUGACUGGUCUACCUUGCUUCGCUUUGUUCGCAAGUGUCAAUUCGUCGCUAGAGAAGAUCGCAGCGGCAGCGAUAGCAUGAUCUUCUGUGAGCAGUAUCAAGAUGAAGACCCGGCCAAGCCACUGCAGUUGAUCUCUAGUGAUGACUGGUACGAACACAAAACGGUCCAUUUCGAAGAUGUCAUCAGCUUUGCCACCAUGUCUGAGUUCAUGGUGGUUGCCCUCAGAGACAAGGACGAGAAGACUCUCCGUGUCGAUACUAGUAUCGAUGGCCAGACUUUUGCCAACGCUAAAUUCCCAAAGAACUUCCAAGUCCCUCACCAACAAGCUUACACUGUCCUUGACAGCUCGACCCAUGCAAUCUUCUUACAUGUCACCGUCAACAACAGAGAAGGUCAGGAGUACGGCUCGAUUGUCAAGUCGAACAGCAACGGUACUUCAUACGUUCUGAGUAUCGGAGCAGUCAACCGCAACACACCAGGAUAUGUCGACUUCGAGAAGAUGCAAGGACUAGAGGGUGUCGCCGUCGUCAACACUGUCUCAAACAUUGAAGAAGUCGACGGCGGUGCUCACAAGAAGCUAAAAACCAUGAUCACUCACAAUGACGGUGCUGAAUGGGGCCUCAUUUCCCCUCCUACGAAAGACUCUGACAACAAAGACAUUGAGUGCAACGGCGAUCUCGAGAAGUGCUCUCUCCAUCUUCAUGGGUACACCGAACGUAAGGAUCCUCGCGACACCUAUUCUUCACCAUCCGCCGUUGGCCUGAUGAUGGCUGUGGGUAACGUCGGACCUAAUCUUGGUCCUUACAAAGAAGGCAACACUUUCAUCACGCGUGAUGGUGGUGUUGAGUGGGAAGAGGUCUUCAAAGGUACAUACAUGUGGGAGUACGGUGACCAAGGCUCUAUCAUUGUCAUCGUGCAAGAAGGAACACCUGUCGACACUGUCUUCUAUACCACCAAUGAAGGCCAAAAGUGGACUGCGCACAAGUUCACCGAUGAAAAAGUCCUUGUCGAUCACAUUUCUACUGUCCCCUCAGACACAUCCCGCAAUUUCAUUCUCUGGGGCAAAGACGGAGGCUCCUCUGGUGGCCUUGUCACAGUCAAUCUCGACUUUACCGGCCUCACAGACCGUCAAUGUAAGCUUGACGAAGAUGCUCCCGAAGCUUCGGACAGCGACUACUAUCUCUGGGAGCCCAAGCACCCUCUCUCAGACUCCAACUGUCUAUUUGGACACAUUGCUCAGUAUCACCGCAAGAAGGCCGACAAGGAGUGCUACAACGGUCCUGUCAUCGAGCGUCUGCACGCCAUUUCUCAGAACUGCUCCUGCACACGUCAAGACUACGAGUGUGACUAUAACUACGAGCGUAAAAAUGAUGGCUCGUGCGCUCUCGUGCCUGGACUUGAACCCAUCAACCAUCUCGAAUACUGCGCUGCAAACCCUGACCUUGAGGAGUACUACGAACCCACGGGCUACCGCCGCAUUCCUCUCACGACCUGUGACGGCGGCAAAGAGUUUGACAAGACCUCUGAGGUCUACCCUUGCCCCAACCACGAGAAGCAGUUUGAGAAGAAACAUGGCAUUUCCGGUAUUGGUCUCUUCUUCGCCAUUGUCAUUCCUAUCGCUGCGGCUGCAGGAGUUGGAUUCUGGGUUUACCGCAACUUCGAUGGUCAAUUCGGCCGCAUACAACUCGGUGACACUGGUAUCAUGGGCAACGGCAACGGCGCUUUUGAUUCUGAACAGCCAUGGAUCAAGUAUCCAGUCGCCGCACUGUCGGCUAUGGUAGCCCUCCUCGCUGCUGUGCCUAUGGUCGUUGGUGGACUCUUCCGUAUGGCAAGUUCGAGAUUUGGCGGUGGUGGCUCAGGUGGAGGAUACUCGAGACCUUAUACCAGCCGCAGCAGUUUCUCGAGAGGCAGAGGUGAUUAUUCACAUGUUGAUGCUGAUGAGGGUGAACUGCUAGGCGAUGAGAGCGAUGAGGAGGUGUAG